AUGCUGCCGAUGCUUUCCCAGAAUGGCAUUUGCUAUGCUUUCAUAACGAGAUUACCAAAAGACGCUUAUCUGAAUGAGCUGAUAGACUUGAUCCUACUGCAGUGGAAAGCCUAUGAAUUUGCCACCAAGGAAAAAGCCAAUGUAUUCUUGGUAUAUGGAGAACCCCCAUCCUUUCUGGCUUUGAGAAUGCUGCAGUUUCUAGCUCCCUUCAUAGAAAUGCCACCACAGGGUAAAGUAUGGAUUGUUACAUCCCACUGGGAUUUUGCAUCAAUAUCUAUCCAAAAGAUUUGGGAUAUACAAAUCUUCCAUGGCUCCAUAUCCUUCGCCACUCACUCAAAUCAGCCAUUGGGAUUCCAGAGUUACAUUCAGAUGGUAAGGCCUGGCUGGGACAAUGCAGACAAUUUUAUCCAUGACUUCUGGGAACAGGCCUUCAGUUGUUCUUUAAAAAUGCUUGAGGAGCAGGAAGAGUCCCAAGAAUCCUGCACUGGGGAAGAAAAGCUGGAAACCCUUCCUGGAACUCUGUUUGAAAUGGACAUGACUGGCCACAGCUACAAUGUUUACAAUGCUGUCUAUGCUGUGGCACAUGCUUUGCAUGCCGUAUUUAAAUCCAUCUCUAAGCAUAAGCGGGUGGUUCAAGAAAGGAGACUGGCAUUUCAGAAUGUGCAACCAUGGCAGCUCCACCGGUUUUUGAGAAGUGUCUUAUUCAAUAACAGCGCUGGAGACACUGUACAGUUCAAUGAAAAUGGAGAAUUACUUGUUGGUUUUGACAUCACAAACUGGCUGAUGUUCCCCAAUGGCUCAAUGGAGAGAGUUAAAAUCGGAAGUCUCGAUCCUCAAGCUCCUGCAGGCAAAGAGUUAACCAUUAACAACAACCAAAUUGUAUGGCACAGAAGUUUCAAUCAGGUGCCACCCAUUUCUGUGUGCAAUGACAACUGCUAUCCUGGCUACAGAAAGGCAAAGAAAGAAAGAGAAGAGUUUUGCUGCUAUGAUUGUGUUCCAUGCCCGGAAGGAAUGACCUCUCACCAAAAGGAUAUGGAUGCCUGUGUCAAAUGUCCAGAAGACGAGUUUCCCAACAAGCAUCGAAAUCAAUGCAUUCCCAAGGUUCUAACAUACCUGUCUUAUGAAGAACCUUUAGGAAUUAUCUUAUCCAUCUUGUCUAUUUGUUUCACCAUGAGUACAGGUUUAGUUCUUAAAAUAUAUAUGAAUUACAAGGACACUCCCAUAGUCAAAGCCAACAACCGGACCUUGUCAUAUAUCAUACUCGUUUCAAUUCUUCUUUCUUUCCUCUGCUCACUGCUGUUCAUUGGACAGCCUGGGAAAGUGACUUGCAUCCUCCGACAGAUGAUUUUUGGCCUUGUCUUCUCUGUGGCUCUUUCCAGUAUACUGGCAAAAACCAUCACAGUAAUUCUGGCAUUUAUGGCUACUAAACCAGGAUCCAGAAUGAGGCAAUGGGUGGGGAAAAGUCUUGCAAAUUCCAUUCUCCUUUCAGGCUCUGCUAUUCAAGCAGGCAUUUGUUUAGUUUGGCUAAGUACCUAUCCUCCCUUCCCAGAUGUAGACAUGCAUUCACUGCACGAGGAAAUCAUAUUAGAAUGUAACGAGGGUUCCGUUACCAUGUUUUACUGUGUUUUUGGAUAUUUGGACUUCUUGGCCAUUGUCAGCUUUCUUGUAGCUUUCCUAGCUAGAAAGCUGCCGGACAAUUUCAAUGAAACUAAAUUCAUCGCUUUCAGCUUGCUGGUGUUUUGCAGUGUUUGGGUGCUCUUUCUUCCAGUCUACCUGAGCACCAAGGGUAAAUAUAUGGUGGCUGUGGAGGUCUUCUCCAUCUUGUCCUCCAGUGCUGGUUUACUGGGCUGCAUCUUUCUCCCCAAAUGUUAUUGUAUUCUUUUCAGACCUGAGCUGAACAACAAGGAGCUGCUAAUGAGGAGGAAAAUGAAAGCAGAAAUAAGUGUUUCUGUUAGGGGAGCUCAUGGAUUGUGA
Pogona vitticeps (central bearded dragon) is the source of this 1974-nucleotide messenger RNA. RefSeq names its product vomeronasal type-2 receptor 26-like. NCBI's taxonomy places the organism in Eukaryota, Metazoa, Chordata, Lepidosauria, Squamata, Agamidae. Gene Ontology annotation, cellular component: plasma membrane. Gene Ontology annotation, biological process: G protein-coupled receptor signaling pathway. The record is from RefSeq and is a predicted model, not a curated record. Gene Ontology annotation, molecular function: G protein-coupled receptor activity.